AUGGCCAGUAGGAAAGUGGAGAAAUUGGCAUCAAUUGAUGCCCAAUUGAGGCUUUUGGUGCCUGGGAAAGUGCCCGAGGAUGACAAGCUUGUUGAGUAUGAUGCUCUGCUUUUGGAUCGUUUUCUAGAUAUUCUUCAAGAUUUGCACGGAGAGGAUCUCAAGGAAACGGUACAAGAGUGUUAUGAACUUUCUGCCGAGUAUGAAGGUGGCAAGCAUGAUCCGAAAAAGUUAGAGGAGCUUGGAAAUGUGUUGACUAGUUUGGACCCGGGGGAUUCAAUUGUAAUUGCAAAAGCAUUCUCUCACAUGCUUAACUUGGCCAACUUGGCUGAGGAAGUUCAGGUUGCUUACCUCCGGCAGAACAAAAAGAAAAAGGGUGAUUAUACUGAUGAAUGCUCUGCAACUACUGAAUCAGACAUUGAAGAGACUCUUAAGAGACUUGUGGUUGAUUUAAAGAAGUCCCCACAAGAAGUUUUUGAUGCAUUAAAGAAUCAAACUGUGGAUUUGGUGUUUACUGCUCAUCCAACUCAAUCUAUUCGAAGAUCGUUACUUCAGAAGCAUGGGAGAAUUCGAGAUUGCUUGGCUCAGUUGUAUGCCAAAGACAUCACACCUGAUGAUAAACAGGAGCUUGACGAGGCUUUACAGAGGGAGAUUCAAGCUGCCUUCCGAACAGAUGAGAUACGAAGGACUCCUCCUACCCCACAAGAUGAAAUGAGAGCUGGAAUGAGUUACUUCCAUGAGACAAUCUGGAAUGGCGUGCCAAAGUUUCUACGCCGUGUUGAUACAGCGCUUAAGAAUAUUGGGAUUAACGAACGUGUUCCUUACAAUGCCCCUCUAAUCCAAUUUUCUUCUUGGAUGGGUGGAGACCGUGAUGGCAAUCCAAGGGUAACUCCCGAGGUCACAAGAGAUGUUUGUCUAUUGGCUAGAAUGAUGGCUGCUAAGUUGUACUAUUCCAAAAUAGAGGAUCUCAUGUUUGAGUUGUCUAUGUGGCGUUGCAGUGAUGAGCUUCGUGUUCGAGCAGAUGAACACCACAUAUCUUCAAAGAGAGAUACGAAGCAUUACAUAGAAUUUUGGAAACAAGUUCCACCCAACGAGCCCUAUCGUGUCAUUCUUGGUGAUGUGAGAGAUAAGCUCUAUCAGACACGCGAGCGUUCUCGUCAUUUAUUAGCCCAUGGAAUAUCUGACAUUCCGGAGGAGGCAACUUACACCAAUGUCGAGCAGUUCUUAGAACCUCUCGAGCUCUGCUACAGAUCCCUUUGUGCUUGUGGGGACCGGCCCGUAGCUGAUGGAAGCCUUCUGGAUUUCCUGAGGCAAGUUUCCACCUUUGGGCUCUCACUUGUGAGACUUGAUAUAAGACAAGAGUCGGACAGACACACUGAUGUCCUGGAUGCCAUUACCAAACACUUGGAAAUUGGUUCAUAUCGAGAAUGGUCAGAAGAGCGUAGGCAGGAAUGGCUGCUAUCUGAACUUAGUGGCAAGCGACCCCUCUUUGGACCAGAUCUUCCAAAAACUGAAGAGAUUGCUGAUGUUUUGGAUACAUUCCAUGUCUUAGCAGAACUCCCACCAGACUGCUUUGGAGCAUAUAUUAUUUCUAUGGCUACAGCAACAUCUGACGUGUUAGCAGUUGAGCUUCUACAGCGUGAAUGCCAUGUGAAGACCCCAUUAAGAGUUGUUCCACUUUUUGAGAAAUUAGAUGAUCUUGAAGCUGCUCCUGCUGCUGUUGCACGGCUUUUCUCUAUCGAUUGGUACAGAAAUCGGAUUAAUGGUAAGCAAGAAGUCAUGAUUGGGUACUCAGACUCCGGAAAAGAUGCUGGUCGUCUGUCGGCAGCCUGGCAACUGUACAAGGCUCAGGAGGAGCUUAUCAAAGUUGCAAAGCAGUACGGAGUGAAAUUGACUAUGUUCCACGGUCGAGGUGGGACAGUUGGAAGAGGAGGUGGCCCCACUCACCUUGCUAUAUUGUCCCAACCUCCAGAUACUGUACAUGGAUCUCUCCGUGUCACGGUUCAGGGAGAAGUUAUUGAGCAAUCGUUUGGGGAGGAGCACUUGUGUUUCAGAACACUCCAAAGGUUUACUGCUGCUACACUUGAACAUGGAAUGCAUCCACCUGUCGCCCCUAAACCCGAGUGGCGUGCACUUUUGGAUGAAAUUGCUGUUGCUUCCACAGAAGAGUACCGCUCAAUUGUAUUCAAAGAACCCCGGUUUGUCGAGUAUUUCCGCCUUGCCACACCAGAAUUGGAGUAUGGUAGGAUGAAUAUCGGUAGUCGCCCAUCGAAGCGGAAACCAAGUGGAGGCAUUGAAUCGCUCAGAGCUAUUCCAUGGAUCUUUGCCUGGACUCAGACCAGAUUUCAUCUCCCUGUUUGGCUUGGUUUUGGAGCAGCAUUUAAAUAUGCACUCCAAAAGGACAUUAAGAACCUCAAAAUGCUACAGGAGAUGUACAACGGAUGGCCUUUCUUUAGAGUCACUAUCGAUCUAGUUGAGAUGGUGUUUGCCAAGGGAGACCCUGGUAUUGCUGCUCUAUAUGACAAACUCCUCGUUUCAGAAGAUCUUUGGUCGUUUGGUCAGCAUUUGAGGGCCAACUACGAGGAAACAAAGAGUCUUCUGCUCCAGAUUGCUGGACACAGGGAUCUUCUAGAAGGAGACCCCUACUUGAAGCAACGACUUCGUUUGCGUGAUUCGUACAUUACAACUUUGAAUGUGAGCCAGGCUUACACUCUUAAGCGAAUUCGUGAUCCAAACUACCACGUGAAGUUAAGGCCUCAUAUCUCCAAAGAUUUUAUGGAAUCAAGCUCGGCUGCUGAACUUGUGAAGUUGAACCCGACAAGUGAGUAUGCCCCUGGAUUGGAGGACACCCUCAUCUUGACCAUGAAGGGUAUUGCUGCUGGGUUGCAGAACACCGGUUAA
Fraxinus pennsylvanica is the source of this 2898-nucleotide messenger RNA. The record is from the annotation of a GenBank genome assembly. NCBI's taxonomy places the organism in Eukaryota, Viridiplantae, Streptophyta, Magnoliopsida, Lamiales, Oleaceae.